AUGGUGCGAGAAGCAACGAUAUUUGGGCGAGCGAAAGCGAGCGAUUUUCAACCAUCUGGGUCGAAUCCCACAGCUCAACCUGGACAAACUACUGGGGACACAGAGGAGAAUGUGACUGAACAAGAUAAUGUGUUGAAUACCAAAGAUGGGAAGAAUCAUGGUCAGUUACCUCCUAACAAGGCAGCCCCUGGAGGGGCUAGUAAACUUGAUGGAAAAUCAGAAAAUGAUCAGGCACUAUCCACAAAAGAGCUGGACAGUCACAAAACUAAAGGUUGUGGCCAAAAUACCAGUACACUGGUGGAAGAGGCAGACUAUAGUCAGGAUGCACCUCCUACAAAUCUGGACAGUAACAAACAGAAAACAAAAGGCUGUGAACUGAGUGCUACUGCAAGCUCAUCUCAGGCUGCAGAUUUGGCACAGGAAUAUGAAGAACAAGGGAAUAACAAUGCAGGGACCAUUCUACAAAAUGAUGGAGAUGGAAAGUUCACUGAAGUUGGGAAUAAAAAGAAGAUCCAACCACCACACCCAUCCAAUAAAAAUCAAACUCGAACUAUAAGUGGCGGCGUGCUGGUGACUGGUGAGGAUGAGAAAGAGAAUGGGAGAUCUGUGAGAGAAUGGGUGCUGCAAAAUGGAUUUGAGAUAAAAACCAUAAAUAUCGCUGCUGCAAAAUGUAGCAGCACCGUCGCGACUGCCGCGACUGGGCAGCGUCGAUCCAGUCGCUGCUGCGAGACUGGGCAGCGUCGAUCCGUGACUAGGCAGCGUCAACGCUGCCGCUGCUGUGAGGCGUCGCGAACGGCGAACUCGCCGAGAGUAGAGGAGAAGGGGCGCAACGAUAAAUGGAAGGCUGGGCUAAACAGUAAUAAUGCUAAUUCCGGGUACGGAUCCGUCGGGUUGAACGGUGGCUUCAACAAAGGAAUCUACUCGACCCCUUCUCUGAAUUUUAACAGUUACAGUAAGGGUAAGAAUCUAAACAAUGUUCUGGCGAACGGUAAGAUAAAUAAAAGUGGUAAAAAUGAAGAUGAACAUUGCUAUGGUGCGAAUAAAAGUGGAAAGAAGAAUAAGAAUAAUAAGGAGAGCAAUAACAACAAUAAUGGUGAAAACAAGAGCGCUUCUGAUAAGAGGUUCAAGACUUUGCCACCCUCAGAAUCUCUGCCUAGAAAUGAAACAGUUGGCGGGUAUAUCUUUGUGUGCAACAAUGAUACGAUGCAAGAGAAUCUCAGGAGACAGCUCUUUGGCUUGCCUCCCCGUUAUCGAGAUUCAGUCCGAGCAAUUACUCCAGGAUUACCUCUCUUUCUCUACAACUAUUCGACCCACCAACUUCAUGGAGUUUUUGAGGCUGCAAGUUUUGGUGGCACGAAUAUUGACCCAACAGCUUGGGAAGACAAAAAAAACCCUGGUGAAUCGCGCUUCCCUGCUCAGGUACGUGUGAUUACAAGAAAAAUCUGUGAGCCUCUGGAAGAAGACUCUUUCAGGCCAAUUCUUCACCACUAUGAUGGUCCUAAGUUCCGCCUCGAGUUAAAUGUCCCUGAGGCGAUCUCGCUCUUGGAUAUUUUUGUAGAAGACAAACCUUUGAGCGUUUGA
Molecule: messenger RNA, 1581 nt
Organism: Fraxinus pennsylvanica
Lineage: Eukaryota; Viridiplantae; Streptophyta; Magnoliopsida; Lamiales; Oleaceae
Source: the annotation of a GenBank genome assembly